AUGUUUCCCAAAAGAUCUUUGGGCCUUGUCGCUCUUUUCAGUCUUACGGCUUCUGCAUUCAAGUCUCAACAUACACAUCAACAUCUUCACCAACGUACCGCGAACGCCACAUCGAGUUCCGCGAACAUUACUCUUGAUCCCUAUGAGUAUGUUGUAGUAGGAAGUGGGCCGGGAGGUGCUCCUGUAGCCGCAAGACUUGCUCUAGCAGGUCAUUCAGUCUUGCUUAUUGAUGCUGGAGAGGACCAUGGAGAUGAUAUUGAGAUGCAAGUUCCUGCAUUGCAUGUUUUGGCUUCAGAGUACGAUCCAAUUCGAUGGGAUUUCUUUGUUCAGCAUUACGCAAAUGAGACCAGACAAGCAAGAGACUCGAAGAUGACGUACCAGACCGCUGACGGAGACUUCUAUGUUGGUCUUGAUCCACCUGAAGGCGCAACUCCUUUGGGAAUCCUUUACCCAAGAACAGGAACACUGGGUGGAUGCGCUGAGCACAAUGCUUUGAUCACCAUCUUGCCCCAAGAAACCGAUUGGCAAUACAUCCAAAACAUAACCGGCGAUGAUUCCUGGGAACCAUCAAAGAUGCGCGAAUACUACAAAAAACUUGAAUCGUGUCACUACCUCAGCACAGAUGUCACAGGCCAUGGUUUUGACGGCUGGUUGCAGACCGAGGUUACCAACCCAGAACUCAUUGUUCAAGACCAAAAGGUUCUUUCGCUCGUUAUUGCCGCAGCUACAACUAUGGGUAAGGGUCUUCUUGGAAGCUUGAUCACCACAGUCACUGGAUUGGCUGAAGUUCUCGCCCUGGAUAUCAACAAUGAUUCUCCAAAUCGUGAUCACGUCGAUGCUUUGUAUCAGGUUCCUCUCGCUAUGAAGUUCCCAGAAUACUCUCGUUCUUCUCCUCGAGACUUUGUCUGGAGCGUUGCAAACGCUACUAACUCGGAUGGAUCCAAGAAAUACAAGUUAGACGUGCAACUCAACACUCUUGUUACCAAGGUCCAAUUCAACACUACUGCCGCUAAACCAAGAGCCACUGGAGUUGAAUUCAUUGUUGGAAAAUCUCUCUAUCGCGCUGAUCCCCGAAGCAAAAACGUAGACGAUUCCGAAGGCACCUACGGAAGUGUUACCGCCACCAAAGAAGUUAUCGUCUCAGGUGGUACAUUCAACACCCCUCAAAUUCUCAAAUUAUCCGGUGUUGGUCCCAAGGCUGAGCUCGAGAAAUUCGGUAUCCCAGUUAUUGUUGAUUUACCCGGUGUCGGUACCAACAUGCAAGAUCGCUACGAAGUUGGUAUUGUCGGAAACUCCACAUCCGACUUCUCCUUACUCAAAGAAUGUACAUUCCUCAAUGGCACUGAUCCCUGUCUCGAACAAUGGGAAACUCUUCCUUUGCUCAAGGGUGGAUACUCUACCAACGGUAUCGCUCUCGCAUAUCCUAAACAUUCCUCCGUUGCAGACGGAGUCCAAGAUCUCUACCUCGGAGGUGUUCCCGCUUACUUCAACGGAUACUUCCCCGGUUACUCCGUACACGCACUCGCAAAGCGCAAUAUCUGGACUUGGUUGACUCUCAAAGCGCACUCGCGCAACAAUGCCGGAACCGUCAAUUUGAGAUCUGCCGAUCCCCGUGAUACCCCCGAGAUCGUGUUCAACUAUUUCGACACCGGUGUUGGCGGCGAUGAGGAUCUCCAGGCUGUAUACGAGGGAAUGAAAUUUGGAAUCGAGGCAUUCGAGAACCUCAUUCCGCUCGAUGGCUCCUUUACCCGUAUCUGGCCAGAUGAGAGCAUUACUUCUGAGGAAGAUCUUAAGCAAUUUGCUCUUGAUGAGGCCUGGGGACAUCACGCAUCGUGUUCUUGUCCUAUUGGAGCUGAUGAUGAUGAAAUGGCAGUCUUGGAUACCAACUUCAAGGUCAGAGGUGUCGAUGGAUUGAGAGUUGUUGAUGCCAGUGUCUUCCCAAAGAUUCCGGGCAUGUACAUUGCACUAUCGAUCUACAUGAUCAGUGAGAAGGCUGCGGAUGUAAUCCUUGCCGAAGCUAGCUCUUGA
This is a messenger RNA of Botrytis byssoidea, 2028 nucleotides long. RefSeq lists its product as uncharacterized. Lineage: Eukaryota; Fungi; Ascomycota; Leotiomycetes; Helotiales; Sclerotiniaceae. Gene Ontology annotation, molecular function: oxidoreductase activity, acting on CH-OH group of donors; flavin adenine dinucleotide binding. The coding region runs from base 1 to 2028 and encodes 675 amino acids. The transcript has 3 exons. The record is from RefSeq and is a predicted model, not a curated record.